Molecule: messenger RNA, 3898 nt
Organism: Rosa rugosa (rugosa rose)
Lineage: Eukaryota; Viridiplantae; Streptophyta; Magnoliopsida; Rosales; Rosaceae
Product: probable leucine-rich repeat receptor-like protein kinase At1g35710
Exons: 2
Coding region: 52-3645 (1197 amino acids)
Biological process (GO): protein phosphorylation; hormone-mediated signaling pathway
Cellular component (GO): plasma membrane
Molecular function (GO): protein binding; ATP binding; protein kinase activity
Source: RefSeq, a predicted model, not a curated record
CUGCAGGGGUACUAUAUAUAAGUAAAAGCCCUCAGUAGCAAUAGCAAUGUUAUGAAGUAUACACAGAUCAAAACCAAAGCCAAAACCAUGACAUCUUCAGCAAUGUAUGAAGUAUGCUCUCUAGUUUGUCUUAUCUUCUGUUUUCAGCAGAUUCGAUCACCAAACCUUGCUUUCGCUUCUGCGUCGUCCACUACUGAAGUAGAAGCUCUUCUCAAAUGGAAAGCCAGCUUUGGAAAUCUCACCCACAAUGCUCUGACCUCUUGGACUUACCAUCCCAGCAAUUCCACCAAUUCUUCAAAUGCAAGCCCAUGCACUUGGACUGGUAUUUCAUGCAAUGCUGCAGGAAGUGUCAACAACAUAACCCUUUUCUAUUCUGGUUUACAAGGUACGCUGCAUGAAUUUUCAUUCUUGUCCUUCCCCAAUCUUGCUUAUAUCGAUCUGAGCAUGAAUGACUUCUUUGGUGCCAUCCCGCCUCAAAUCUUCUACCUCUCCAAACUAUUCUAUCUUGACCUGUCUUAUAAUCAGUUGUCCGGGAAAAUCCCACCAGAAAUCGGUCUCCUAACAAGUCUUGAGUUCCUGUAUCUAAUUGAAAACCAGUUAGAAGGUCCAGUUCCUGUUUCUAUGGGUAAUUUGAGCAGCCUGACUUCUUUGUAUCUCCCUGGCAAUCAUCUUUCUGACUCCAUUCCACCAGAAAUGGGAAAGCUCUCUAAUUUGGUUGGACUGUAUAUGCAGAACAACUCUUUUACCGGGUCCAUCCCUCCAAGUUUGGGUAACUUGAAAAAGCUAAAGACAUUGUACCUUUUUCAGAAUAAGCUUUCUGGCACUAUUCCAAAAGAGAUAGGGAACUUGAAAUCUAUGGAGAUUCUAAGUUUCUGUGAGAAUCAACUUAAUGGUUCAAUCCCCGUGUCUCUAGGAAAUCUCAGUAACAUGACCGAGUUCUCUCUAGCUACCAAUAAUCUUUCUGGUAUAAUUCCCAAAGAGAUGGGAAACUUGAAAUCUGUAGUGGAUUUAAAUUUGGGAGAGAAUCAACUCAAUGGUUCAAUCCCACUUCCUCUGUUUGAUUUAAGUAACCUUGUCAGUCUCAAUCUUGUUUCCAAUAAUCUUUCGGGCACUAUACCAAAGGAGAUAGGAAACUUGAAAUCUCUUAAGAGCAUAGUUUUGACCAAUAAUACACUUACUGGUUCAAUCCCGUCAUCUAUGGGUGAUUUGAGAAACCUUACUCAUCUCUAUCUCGCUGCUAAUAAACUUUCUGGCGCAAUUCCUGAAGAGUUGGGGAACUUAAAGUCCCUGGUGUUUCUUAUUUUGAGUGUGAAUCAACUUAGUGGUCCAAUUCCAGCAUCUCUUGGUGAUCCGAGUAACCUUACCUGUCUUAAUCUUAAUGAUAAUGAACUUUCUGGCACUAUUCCUAGAGAGAUAGGGAACUUGAAGUCCCUUGUGGAGAUAGAUUUGAGCCAGAAUCGACUUAGUGGUUCAAUUCCAGCUUCAUUUGGUGACUUGAGUAACUUGGAAAUCUUAUUCCUUCGUGAUAACAGACUUUCCGGCUCCAUCCCCAAAGAGAUAGAGAACCUCAAGAAGUUGCUUAAACUGCAUUUGGAUACUAACCAACUUUCUGGUUCUUUGCCCCAAAAUAUUUGCUAUGGUGGAUCACUCACAAACUUUUCAGUAAACAGCAACAAUUUGGUUGGUCCAAUCCCCAGAAGCUUGAAAACCUGCACAAGUUUAUUCAGAGUGAAUCUUCAGGGGAACAAAUUGACAGGCAACAUUUCUGAAGACUUUGGUGUCUAUCCAAAACUUCAAUAUAUUGAUCUCAGCCACAAUGACUUGUAUGGUGAAAUCACAAGCAAAUGGGGACAGUGCCCGCAACUAACAACCUUGAAAAUUGCGGGAAACAAGGUAACUGGUAGUAUACCACCUGAAAUUGGCAAAGCAGCUGAAAUUCAUGAACUCGAUCUUUCUUCAAACAGUUUAGUUGGGAUGAUUCCCAAGGAACUUGGGAGAUUGACUUCUUUGCUUGAGCUGAGGUUGGAUGGAAAUCAGCUUUUCGGUGGUAUCCCUUCAGAAUUUGGAUCAUUGACUAAUCUUGAAUAUCUUGAUCUGUCGACAAACAAAUUCAAUGGGUCAAUUCCAAGCAUUCUAGGGGCCUUUCUCAACUUAAACCACUUGAAUUUGAGCAACAACAAGUUCGGACAAGGAAUUCCAUUUCAGUUGGGGAAGUUAGAUCACCUGUCCGAACUAGAUUUAAGUCACAACUUGCUUGAAGGUAAGAUACCAUCAGAGUUGAGCAGUAUGGGGAGUUUAGAGAAGCUAAACCUUUCCCACAACAAUCUUUCUGGUUCCAUUCCCACAAGUUUUGAAAGGAUGAGUUGGUUGACUUCCAUUGACCUAUCCAACAAUGACUUGGAAGGGCCCCUUCCCAACUGCACUGGAUUUCAAAAGGCUAGCCCAGAAGCACUUCAAGGGAACAAAGGAUUGUGUGGCAAUGUUGCAGCUCUGCCGCCUUGCAAACAGAACUCCAAAACGGACCACAAACUCAUAUUUUUCAUACUGUUCCCUCUGCUGGGAGCACUUGCACUUCUGGCUGCCUUCUUUCUAUGUGUCUUUGGAAGAGAAAGAAAAAAGAAAGAGGAGACUCUAAGUCAAGACACCAAGCCCCGUCAUGAAGGAAUUUUUAUUUCGUCAAUACUAAAUUUUGAUGGAAAAGUGAUGUAUGAGGAAAUCAUAAAAGCCACAGAAGAUUUUGAUUCCAAAUAUUGCAUUGGGAAGGGAGGACAUGGGAGCGUCUAUGUAGCAAAUUUGCCAUCUGCCAACAGAGUUGCUGUAAAGAAACUCCACCAGCUAUGCAACGAUGAGCAGAAUCUUCAGAAGGAAUUCUUGAAUGAAGUAAGGGCACUAACACAGAUACGACACCGAAACAUCGUGAAGCUUCAUGGUUUCUGUUCACAUACACGACACUCAUUUCUGGUGUAUGAGUACCUAGAAAAGGGUAGCAUGGAAUCAUUGUUAAGCAAUGAUCAUGAAGCUAAAGAAUUAGGUUGGAGUAGAAGGGUGGUUAUUGUGAAGAGUGUAGCUCAUGCCUUGAGUUACAUGCACCACGACUGCGUGCCACCAAUUGUGCAUCGAGACAUAUCAAGCAAGAACAUUUUGCUGGAUUCUGAAUAUGAGUCCUGUGUCUCAGACUUUGGCACUGCAAAGUUUUUAAACCCAGACUCAGCCAAUUGGACUGCCCUUGCAGGCACAUAUGGGUAUGUAGCACCAGAGCUGGCAUAUACAAUGGAAGUGAAUGAGAAAUGUGAUGUGUACAGCUUUGGAGUACUAGCAUUGGAAAUUAUUAUGGGAAGGCAUCCAGGAGAUCUUAUCUCAUCUUUAUCAUCAGGGCCAUCAUCCUCCUCUACACCACUACCUGCCCAUCAAAUGCCAAUUGUGGAUAUUCUGGACCAACGCAUUUCCUCUCCUACUGAUGAAGUACCAAAGGAAGUGGUCUCUGUUGUGAAGAUUGCGUGUGCAUGUCUGAAUGCACAUCCACAAUCUCGCCCGACAAUGAAACAAGUAUCUCAAAACCUCUCAACUCAAAGGCUGGAAUUAUCAAAGCCAUUGCAUAUCAUAACAUGGGGUGAUUUGCUUACCCUCGAUGCUUUGGCUACUUGAGAAUGUGCUUCUUUCCUAUAUAUCACUCUAUGUCAGAAUAAGAGUUCUUCAAACUUUUCUUAGAUGUUACAAUUUCUUGGCCACUACUUGCAUGCUCAGGGUGCUGUGUGCUCAGUUUUAUCCAUAGCAUGGGUACUAUAUGACAGAAUUUUUCCUUUGUAAGUGAUAUAUGAAAUUUAAUUUACUGUUGAACACGUAGAUAUUUCUAAAAUCACUUAAAUGUUCAUAUUUAUGUUCUCCCAGUUUGGGGUUU